CAAGUAUCGGGUUCCCCUACUAACUUUCCAUUUCUGCCGACUCGAAAGUUUCUUCUACUCUAUACCAUCAACGCUCAUCAGUUGGCGAAAUUCGCUGUAAUCGUCGUUAAUCAGUCCGCUACAGGUAGUACCAUCGCGAACCAUCGACCGGUACUCUUCAACUCUUCGACGACCAGCCGUUACAUCUCGAAAUAUCGCGACGAGUUUCGAGUUCGCUGCGAGUUGUGCAUUGAAAUAACCGCGGAAAUGGCGCCGGUGCAGCCCUUCUUGAACGGAUUGAAGGCCGUGCCCGAGGGCAAGCAGAAGGAAUUGCAGAAAGUCAGAUCCUGGUUAUCAACCCAGCCACAUCUACCUGACAUAUCAGACGAUUACAUCUAUUUAUUCCUGCAUUCCUGCAAUUUUUCCGUGGACAGAACGAAGAACACGAUCGAACAUUACUUCAACAUCAGGACGAAUCACCCGGAGAUAUUCAGCAACAGGGAUUGCGAGGACGAGAAAGUCAAAGUCGUCAGAAAUUUAGGAAAUUUAAUGCGAUUGCCGAAAUUAACACCCGAAGGCUACAGGGUGCUCCUUUAUUCGGUGAGAGACAACGACCCCACUAAAAUGAAUUUCUCCGAUUGCGUCAAAACCUUCUCAAUGUUUAACGAUAUGGUAUUAUUCGAAGACGGCUUAGUAGAAGGAUAUGUAGUGAUCUUCGACAUGAAAGGCGUCCAGCUAGGCCACUUGGCAAGGGUCAGUUUGCCGGCUUUGCGGUGCUUCUUCCUCUACAUACAGGAAGCCCAUCCUGUGAAAAUCAAAGGGGUGCACGUUUUGAACACGGCCAGUUGGAUACAGCACGUCCUGAGGCUAAUAGUGCCCCUAAUUAAGAGCGAAUUAAUUAACAUGGUGAAAUUCCACAGAGGGAGUACACCGGAGGGCGUUCCGCUGGAUAUUCUGCCGAUGGAUUACGGCGGCGAAUCGUCCUCCGUGGAGGAUUUAGUCAAAGUGACGGAUUCCUUGUGGGAAACGUACCGAUCGUGGUUGUUGGAGAACGAGAAACUGAAAACGGACGAUUCCAAGAGGGCGGUGAAGAAGUCUUCUUGGUGGGGUUUCGGUAUGUUUAAAAGUAACGAGGAUUUAAACGAGAAGAACAUCAUUAAGAAUUUACGAUACGAUUAGAUAAUUAGGUGUUAUUUAACGGUGUACGGAAUUAGGUACAAGAAAUGAUAGUUUUGGAAAUACAGUUGGUGCAAAACAAAUAGGUGGCGUGCAUUGUUGUUUUGCACCAACUGUAUUUUAUUGUGAGCUCAAGCUGUAUAUAAAUUUAUUUAACUCGUACGUUGUCGCUUAAAAAGAAACCUAAUAAAUGUCGAAACUGGGCUGAAUAAUGAAUAAGUAUUAGAUAGCCAGUAUGAAUAUUACAUCGCGUUUAUCCGAGUAAUAGGGAUUAUUUUAUCAUAAACGAACUGUAUAAUAUUAUUUGUGGAUUGGUACAAUAAAAAUUAUAAUCGUCCCAAGUGUUUGAAAUUUCCUGCUGUCCCCAAAAACACGAAAUAAAAAACAUUUUUUUUUAAUAAUGUAUUAUCAUCGCUUACAUAUUUAUCAUCUCACAAUUGCGUUGUGAAAAAUAAUCGAAUUUUGCUGCAUUUUUCUACAUUUCCUUUUGCGACUGUAUACACGCUAAUCGUACACGUUCAAAGAACCUAUUAACUUCGUAAACGUAAUUUUAUUAUCAGUUUUAUUUGGUACAGUGUAUGAUACAUGUAAUGAAGAGAUAACAAGCCGCAGAAACGUUCCAAAAAUUUGUGGCCAAUGUUUGAUAUGUGACCAUUUUCACAACCAUCCGAAUCACUAAUUAAUCGCAUUCGUUCCGAAUUCAUUCGACAAAACUAAAAUAAUUCUUGUUAUAUAACCAUCUAUAUAACUUUAUUUAGUAACCAAAGAGACCAUAACCCUUUAGAAAGCUAAAUUGAAUCUCUAAAUUGUCCCUUUAGCUUCUAAAUAAAGCGACUAGGAAGAAACGCAUUAAUAUUUGAUAAAUUAUAUGUUUAACGUGGAUAUAACGUUGUAUAAAAUUCUUUAUGCAAUAUAUUUUUUAGGAAGAAGUUAUAUAAUCAAGAAUAACUUUCAAUAUACAUGUAAGCAGCGAAAAAUUUUAGUUUAUUAUGUACAAAGGAAGUCCAUGAGACGACUGACUGGUUGGAAACUUUGCAAAAAAUACGAUACAUAACGCUCUUUUAACAAGUAUUAUUUCAAGCAAAGUUUUGAUUCUUUUUAAUUACGUAUUAUAUAUAUACAAAAGUCUAGAAUAUUUUUAGGAUUAACAUCAAUAUUUAUAAUAAUUACUUGUAUCUUACAUACUUAAUAUUAUUUAUUAUUAAAUUAUUAUUUUGUACA
Molecule: messenger RNA, 2376 nt
Organism: Phyllotreta striolata
Lineage: Eukaryota; Metazoa; Arthropoda; Insecta; Coleoptera; Chrysomelidae
Source: the annotation of a GenBank genome assembly